AUGCCGAUGACAGUGGAAGAGUAUCAAGUGGGCCAACUCUGGUCGGUUGCUGAAGCAUCAAAAGCGGAAACCGGUGGUGGUGAGGGUGUUGAGGUGCUCAAGAAUGAACCAUUCGACAAUUAUCCAUUGUUUGAUGGUCGAUAUACAUGUGGUCAAUUCACACACAAAAUCUAUCACCUACAAACGUAUGUUUUUUUUUUUUUAUCAUUUUAUACGAUAUUACUGUGCGCAUACAUAAAUGUGAAUUUUCGUACUUUGUUUGGUAUUUCACCUGGUUAA
Gongylonema pulchrum is the source of this 279-nucleotide messenger RNA. The record is from the annotation of a GenBank genome assembly. Lineage: Eukaryota; Metazoa; Nematoda; Chromadorea; Rhabditida; Gongylonematidae.